Molecule: messenger RNA, 483 nt
Organism: Helianthus annuus (common sunflower)
Lineage: Eukaryota; Viridiplantae; Streptophyta; Magnoliopsida; Asterales; Asteraceae
Exons: 1
Coding region: 1-483 (160 amino acids)
Source: RefSeq, a predicted model, not a curated record
AUGAGGUGGAAGUGGCUUACUCAAGAUAAGAUCUUGAGUUGGGAUAUCUCGCAUAGAAAGAAUAUGAACAUGAUGUGCUGUUUGUUAUGUUAUGCUAAUCACGACUCUCAUAGUCACUUGUUCUUCGAAUGUAAGUUCUCGACUCAAGUGUGGCUUAUGGUUAGGCAAAAAGUGGGCAUGGAUUCGGUUCAACCUAAGUGGGACGAUAUUGUUAAGUGGUUGCUUGAUCGUUCCAAGUCGAAUUCUGCGGCAGAUUACGUUGCGAGACUGUUGGUGGCGGCUAGUGCUUACUUGAUUUGGCAGGAGCGUAAUGCUAGAUUAUUCAAGAACCAGUUGAGGCCUCCGGAAACUAUAAGUGAAAUUAUUAUUCAACAAGUGCGUUACAAAUUGAUGGGAGCGAAGCUGAAGAACUGUGACAAUGUACGAAGGCUUCUUGGGGACUGGGAGAUCAAGGGUACAGAACUGCAGGAUGAUGGCGGCUGA